GGCUCCUUACACUCGGUGACGGUUGGAGAAUCUGUGUUAGGUCUUAUGGAGAAGCCCCGGGGUAACGAGGAGACCCCAUCUUCAGAACCCAUGGAAGAGGAAGAGGAAGAUGACUUGGAGCUCUUUGGUGGCUAUGACAGUUUCCGGGCCUACAACAGCAGUGCGGGCAGUGAGAGCAGCUCCUACCUGGAGGAGUCGAGUGAGGCCGAGAACGAGGAUCGGGAAGCUGGGGAGCUGCCCACCUCCCCACUGCACUUGCUCAACCCUGGGACUCCCCGCUCGUUGGAUGGCAGUGGGUCUGAACCAGCUGUCUGUGAGAUGUGUGGUAUCGUGGGCACCAGAGAAGCCUUCUUCUCCAAGACCAAGCGGUUUUGCAGUGUCUCCUGCUCCAGGAGCUACUCCUCCAACUCCAAGAAAGCCAGCAUCUUGGCAAGAUUACAGGGAAAACCACCCACCAAGAAGGCCAAAGUCCUGCACAAGGCCGCCUGGUCGGCGAAGAUCGGAGCCUUCCUCCACUCCCAGGGGACUGGACAGCUAGCAGAUGGGACGCCAACUGGACAGGAUGCUCUGGUCUUGGGCUUCGACUGGGGGAAGUUCCUGAAGGAGCACAGUUACAAGGCUGCUCCUGUCAGCUGCUUCAAACACGUCCCGCUCUAUGACCAGUGGGAGGACGUGGUGAAAGGGAUGAAGGUGGAGGUGCUCAACAGUGAUGCUGUGCUCCCCAGCCGGGUCUACUGGAUUGCCUCUGUCAUCCAGGCAGCGGGCUAUCGGGUGCUGCUCCGCUAUGAAGGCUUUGAAAGUGACGCCAGCCAUGACUUCUGGUGCAACCUGGGAACCGUGGAUGUACACCCCAUUGGCUGGUGUGCCAUCAAUAGCAAGAUCCUGGUGCCUCCGCGGACCAUCCAUGCCAAGUUCACUGACUGGAAGGGCUACCUCAUGAAGCGGCUGGUGGGCUCCCGGACCCUCCCUGUGGAUUUCCACAUCAAGAUGGCGGAGAGCAUGAAGUACCCCUUCCGGCAGGGCAUGCGGCUGGAAGUGGUGGACAAGGCCCAGGUGUCGCGGACUCGCAUGGCCGUGGUGGACACAGUCAUCGGGGGCCGCCUGCGGCUCCUCUACGAGGAUGGUGACAGUGAUGAUGACUUCUGGUGCCACAUGUGGAGCCCCUUGAUCCACCCAGUGGGCUGGUCACGGCGUGUUGGCCACGGCAUCAAGAUGUCAGAGAGGCGCAGCGACAUGGCUCACCAUCCCACCUUCCGGAAAAUCUACUGUGAUGCAGUCCCCUACCUCUUCAAGAAGGUACGAGCUGUCUACACUGAAGGUGGUUGGUUUGAGGAGGGGAUGAAGCUGGAGGCCAUCGACCCCCUGAACCUGGGCAACAUCUGUGUGGUGACCAUCUGCAAGGUUCUGCUGGAUGGCUACCUGAUGAUCUGUGUGGAUGGUGGGCCCUCCACGGAUGGCUCAGACUGGUUCUGUUACCACGCCUCCUCCCACGCCAUCUUCCCAGCCAUGUUCUGCCAGAAGAAUGACAUUGAGCUCACACCCCCGAAAGGAUACGAGGCACAGACUUUCAACUGGGAGGCCUACUUGGAAAAGACGAAGUCAAAAGCAGCCCCAGCAAGACUCUUUAACAUGGACUGCCCCAACCACGGCUUCAAGGUGGGCAUGAAGCUGGAGGCCGUGGACCUGAUGGAGCCCCGGCUCAUCUGCGUGGCCACCGUGAAGCAGGUGGUGCAUAGGCUCCUCAGCAUCCACUUUGACGGCUGGGACAGCGAAUACGACCAGUGGGUGGACUGCGAGUCCCCGGACAUCUACCCCGUCGGCUGGUGCGAGCUCACCGGCUACCAGCUCCAGCCCCCCGUGGCUGCAGAGCCAGCCACACCUCUGAAGGCCAAGGAAGCCACAAAGAAGAAGAAGAAACAGUUUGGGAAGAAACGGAAAAGAAUACCGCCUGCCAAGACCCGGCCCCUCCGGCAGGGCUCCAAGAAGCCCCUGCUGGAGGAGGAGCUGCAGGCCGCAGAGCAGACCGCGGCUGAGCCCGUUCCUGACGAGGUCACCGAUGAUGUGCAGGUAAAAGAGGAGCACCCGGCCAGGGCUACACCCGACACGGCUGCCAGUCCCCAGCUGCCUGUCCCCGUCAAGGACAUCAAGCAGGAGACAGGCGACUGA
Molecule: messenger RNA, 2166 nt
Organism: Orycteropus afer afer
Lineage: Eukaryota; Metazoa; Chordata; Mammalia; Tubulidentata; Orycteropodidae
Gene: L3MBTL2
Product: L3MBTL histone methyl-lysine binding protein 2
Biological process (GO): regulation of DNA-templated transcription
Cellular component (GO): nucleus
Molecular function (GO): zinc ion binding
Source: RefSeq, a predicted model, not a curated record